Messenger RNA from Amoebophrya sp. A120, 2930 nucleotides. The record is from the annotation of a GenBank genome assembly. NCBI's taxonomy places the organism in Eukaryota, Dinophyceae, Syndiniales, Amoebophryaceae.
GGAUCCGGGUCAACACCAGUGCGGUUUUAUCAUUUUUUUAGGUUUUAAACACUCGCCCUCAAUAAAAAAGACAUGCCAACCUCCCCGACCUUUCGUCCGCCCUCGCGGAUUAGCGCAACCCUAUUGCCUUCGCCUCGCAGUGUGCUCCACCCCACCUCCUCGUCAGGACGGGCAAGCCACUAGCCCCCGGACGGUCCCGAGAUGUCCGUAGAAAAUUGCAACUUUGCAUUACUUUUUUUUUUAAAAUUUAAAAAAUUGCGUCUGCUGCCGGAAACUGGACGAAGUGGAGCGCUUUCGACAACAGGACGCGGAUAACGGCGCCUGCACCUCCGCAGCGGAGAUUCCUGUGUUUGUUCGGUUGGAGACCAGGCGCCGCUCCCCAGCGCGCCCAAUCCCUCGGCAGCGCAGUUUCUGUGUGCUACGUACAGUGUGGCGGCCUCGUUGGCCGUAUCAUAAUAAAAAGCGCGCGAUCGCCUUGCCACGUGCCCGCGCUUGCGCCAAAAUCAAGAAGCAGCGAAAAAAUGUGCCGGAAAAAUGUGCCGAAAAAAUGUGCCCAAAUAAUGCGCCGAAAUAAUGUACCAAAAUAAUGUACCCAGAUAAUGUACCCAAGUGAUCCCGUUUCUAAAUAGAAAUGACAUUCUUCGGGUACUUUCUGCAGCAUGUUCUCGGAAAAAUAUGUGAAAAGCAACUCUGCUGCGCCGAUGUCAGUGUGCACCGGGGCCCUGGGGUCUGAAUAAGUUGAUGCUGUGCCAUCUGCUGAGUUCUCGCGCCGUCUCGGUAAUUACUUACUGGCCCGUUUGCCAGCUUCUGUGUCGCAGUUGAAGUGUCACCGAUUUGCACAGCGGAACAGAGCGCUCCAACCCAGGGCGAAAAAUUAUACGCAAGGGAAAAUCGGGCGGGCGUCCGAUCUUACCUGCAAAGCGCGGACGAUGCAAGCCGCGACCCCGAAAGGGGUAGUGAACCGUCCGCCCACAUUCUGGGCCCCGAUCGUUUUUUUUUUGGUGCAAUAAAUUUCGCAAUUUUUAAAACAUAUCCCAAACACCGUCCGGGGGCUAGUGGCCUGCCCACCAUGACUCCUCGCGUCAGUCCCGAUCGAAAACGAGCAGCAGCCCGCCGCGGUCGCCCCUGCACACGGCACGGGGGAAGGAAGAAUUUUCGCUGUUCCUCACGCGCGACGAGACGAAGUUGGACCAAAACAAUGUGGUGCAGUACGCGAAAGAAAGUACUUUAUUGGGAGGACUUCGUUUUAGACGACGAUGCUUGUUGUUGUUAAUCUUUAUCCUCUUCGUUCCUGAAAAGACGAAAAAUCGAGAAUAAACCCACUUGCCAAAGUCAGGGCCCUUUUCCACUGCAAAACCUAAUAUCACAGUGACGGCCCAAUUGAGUUUGACGAAAAAGCGGAAAGAGAGGCUCGCCAAGCACGUGGCCGAGCUGCGGCGGAAGGAGGGCAUUCUGUCGCGAAAGGGCGAGAACAUACGAAUCAAAACGUAUCAAAUGCAAAUACAUCGGGGUCUGGAAAAUUGCCAGACUUGGGUAGGGAUAUCCCUGAACUCUGGAAUGGCACUGGCUGCCACGUCGUUAUGCAAGAACGCGAUCAGAUUCAGAAUAAAUUUGUUAUGCGUUUACUGCGGUCAGAUACAGAUAAUUGUCACUCAUGCAUAGCAUCGCUGACAACUCGUCAGAUCUAGAUCCAGACAUAUUUGCAAUGCAUGAAACGCAGGCCGACACAAUACAGAGCAAGCAGGUGAACGCGAGGUUUGGCGACAAGUCCAGCGACGUUAAGGUUUGCCGUGGUUUGGUUUUGCGAUGUUAAAACUCCCGGCGUUUUUUGCGAUUUUUUUCCCUUGGCGACUUUGGAACAUGAGGCGGUUCUCGAUCAGUCUUCUCUGCUUCUCUUUUCAGGUUCUGGAGAACACAUUGCUGGGGCUCCAGAGACACAAUGGGGCGCUAGGCGCAGAAGUUUCGCAGCUUCGAACUGACUACGAUGCGGUGGACCGGACGCUGAAAAGCGAAAUUGCAGCCAUGCGAGCGCUGACAAGCGAGAUACACAAGUAUUCUUGCUACUCCACUGCUUUUUAGAAGGAGACAAGGACCUUCGUUCCUUGUGGCAUGCUCAUUGUUUGAAACAAACGAGCCACUAACUUAUCAUUUGAAUGUGAAUUUUUACGUCAACCUUCUAUGCAGGACUCGAGCUCUGCUGGCACAGGCACAGAAGGAGAACAUUGACUUGCAGGCGAGACUUCGCGGUUGCCGGGUCGCGCAGGACGUUGUCGUGGAACGUUACAAAGACGUUGAGCGGCGCAAUAAAGCCAUUCGAAGCUGCAUUUCCGAGGUGAUGCGGCCCGCGCAUCUCAGUCCGAGAGCAGCUUUUUGAAGCAAGAGGGGGUUGAAGUUGAGCAUGUACGGUGUACCGUAGUACUAAAGGGCAUCGAUUAUUGAAAAACUGUUCGAUAUGAUAUCUAUGCCGCUGUUGUUCGUUCUUGUUGCAUAAUUAAUGAUCAGCUGGACUGUGAUGCCUUUUAUCUUUAUGUCAGGUAUGUUCUUAGUUUUUGUUUACACUUUCAAAAGUAGCGGACUGCCCUCCUUGCUAUGGUGGUAUGGUAGGUAGAUGUCGAAGCUCGUUCUUUUCUGCAGCACAAAAUGAAACUACUGAAGCCACUUAAUACGUAGUCGCUGCUGUACAUGUAGAGGAGAUAUUUGCAUCCUGAGAUACAUCCAUUUUUUUGGUUACACCCACGGAAAAUGCUUUUUUGUAGUCCUUUGCACGACUGCAACUGCCACAUAAAACGUUUCCCAUUUUGCCACAUGUGAGAGCCAAGGGACCACGCAGCGAAGUCGACGUAGCAGCGUUGUUUGUUUGUAUGUUUGCCGUGAAGUAGACGCAUAUGGAAUCACUGCCGGUUCAUCUUUAUGAGCAAACCCGCCCCGCC